This is a messenger RNA of Funneliformis geosporum, 192 nucleotides long. The record is from the annotation of a GenBank genome assembly. Lineage: Eukaryota; Fungi; Glomeromycota; Glomeromycetes; Glomerales; Glomeraceae.
AAUACAAUAAUAUUGUUACCAUCUGUUGGAGCGGCUGAAGUCAAGAAAAUCGUUGUUGCUGAUGAUAUAAUUCUCGGUACGGUACUUCCGUAUAGUUCCUUAACAGAAAAAACGAUAAAAUCUCCGGAAGCUUGUGCUUUGCAAUCAGAAGUCUUUUUAUUACCAAUGACGCGAAUAUCUCUGAUCGAUUGA